Molecule: messenger RNA, 1872 nt
Organism: Gekko japonicus
Lineage: Eukaryota; Metazoa; Chordata; Lepidosauria; Squamata; Gekkonidae
Product: N-acetylated-alpha-linked acidic dipeptidase 2-like
Exons: 18
Coding region: 16-1872 (618 amino acids)
Molecular function (GO): carboxypeptidase activity
Source: RefSeq, a predicted model, not a curated record
CAACUGUUUACAGAAAUGAAAGCUGCCAACAUCAAGGAGUUUCUGCGCUCUUUCACGAAAUUCCCUCACGUGGCCGGAACGGAGCAGAAUCUUCACCUGGCAAAGGAGAUCCAAGCUCAGUGGAAGAACUUCGGCCUGGAUACAGCCAAGCUUGUUCACUACGACGUCCUGCUUUCCUACCCAAAUGAAAGCGCCCCCAACUAUGUGUCCAUUACAGAUGAGCACGGGAAUGAGAUUUUCAACACGUCGCUCUUUGAGGCCCCUCCUCCAGGAUAUGAAAACAUUUCUGGGGUGUUGCCACCAUAUAACGCUUUUUCACCGCAAGGCGUGUUAACGGCAGAUCUGGUGUAUGUGAAUUAUGGACGCACCGAAGACUUUUUCAAGUUGAAGCGAGAGAUGGGAAUCAACUGCACGGGGAAGAUUGUCAUUGCCCGAUAUGGGAAGAUCUUCAGGGGAAAUAAAGUUAAAAAUGCCAUGUUAGCUGGAGCUAAAGGGAUUAUACUUUACUCAGACCCUGCUGAUUAUUGUGCCCCCGGAGUGAAUCCCUAUCCAGAUGGGUGGAACCUUCCCGGAGGAGGAGUCCAGCGUGGGAAUGUAUUAAAUUUAAAUGGUGCGGGAGAUCCUCUGACUCCAGGGUACCCAGCAAAAGAGUACACCUUCAGGUAUGAGGUCGACGAUGGAGUCGGGAUUCCCAGAAUCCCAGUUCAUCCCAUUGGUUACCAUGAUGCGGAAAUACUGUUACGUUUCAUGGGAGGCGCUGCAGCCCCAGACGAGACCUGGAAAGGAAAUCUCAACGUGUCCUACAACAUUGGACCUGGAUUUGCAGGCAGUCACUCUACAAGGAAAGUGAGAAUGCACGUCCACACCAUCAGUAAGCUCACACGCAUCUACAACGUGAUCGGGACCAUCAAAGGAGCAGAGGAACGUGACAGAUAUAUUAUUUUCGGAGGCCAUAGGGAUUCUUGGGUAUUUGGCGGCAUCGACCCGACCACGGGGGCAGCCGUUCUGCAAGAGGUUGCCCGGAGCUUUGGCAAGAUGGCGAUGAGAGGUUGGAGGCCUAGAAGAACGAUCAUUUUUGCCAGCUGGGAUGCGGAAGAAUUUGGAUUACUAGGAUCCACAGAGUGGGCAGAGGAGAAUGCCAAAAUUCUGCAUGCCCGGGCCGUCGCUUACAUCAACACGGACUCUUCUAUAGAGGGCAACUACACAUUAAGAGUCGACUGCUCGCCCCUUCUCAACCAGCUGGUCUACCGUCUGACCAAAGAGCUCUCAAGCCCUGAUGAAGGGUAUGAAAGCAAAUCCCUCUACGAGAGCUGGCUCGAAAAGGACCCUUCCCCAGAAAACCCGCAUCUCCCCAGAAUAAACAAGCUGGGAUCGGGCAGCGAUUUCGAAGCGUACUUCCAGCGGCUGGGGAUCACGUCCGUCAGAGCCCGCUACACUAAGAACAGGCCUCUGGCUCUCUACAGUUUGGCCCAGAAACACGAGACUGAACUUGUGACUUACAAAGUAUCUUUUGAUGCCCUUUUUUCCUCCGUGGCUAAUUUCACAGCAGCUGCAGCAGAUUUUCACCAACGGCUGUCACAGCUUGAUACGAACAAUCUCCUGGCCGUGCGGAGUGUCAAUGAUCAGCUGAUGCUUCUUGAGAGAGCUUUCACUGACCCACUGGGCUUGCCGGGCAGGCAGUUUUACAGAUUUGAGAUCCCUAGCAGUCACAACAAGUAUGCCGGCGUCUCCUUCCCUGGGAUCUACGACGCAAUGUUUGACAUCGCGAGCAAGGAGGACCAGCGGAAAGCAUGGCAGGAGGUCAAGAGGCAAAUCUCCAGCGCCGCCUUCACGGUGCAGGCUGCCGCCGGGACGCUGACAGCCACAGCGUAG